AUGCGGCUUUCUCCUCGGAACCCCGGCAGCACCGUCUGCACGCAUUCGGGGAGCUUCCUUUCCUUGUCUCGGGGCGGUUCGUCCAGGGUGGAAGAAGCAUGUGACAUCUACGCAAGAGCAGCCAACAUGUUCAAAAUGGCCAAGAACUGGAGCGCCGCAGGGAACGCUUUCUGCCAGGCCGCCCAGCUACAUCUGCAGUUGCAGAACAAGCACGACGCAGCCACCAGCUUCGUGGAUGCCGGCAACGCUUUCAAGAAAGCUGAUCCGCAAGAUGGGCUGUUUUGGGGGUCACGGGAGGCGCACCGGGCGACCCGCGUAUCCCAGAGUGCCGGUGCCUGGUUCUCACCCAUCUGCCUUCCUUCCCCCGCCCAGGGCCGUUUCACCAUCGCAGCCAAGCAUCACAUAACGAUAGCGGAGAUCUACGAGAUGGAGCUGGUGGAUAUCGAAAAG
Messenger RNA from Gekko japonicus, 450 nucleotides. RefSeq names its product NSF attachment protein alpha (gene NAPA). Gene Ontology annotation, biological process: intracellular protein transport; SNARE complex disassembly; regulation of synaptic vesicle priming. The transcript is spliced from 4 exons. The annotation marks the transcript as partial. The record is from RefSeq and is a predicted model, not a curated record. NCBI's taxonomy places the organism in Eukaryota, Metazoa, Chordata, Lepidosauria, Squamata, Gekkonidae. Gene Ontology annotation, cellular component: vacuolar membrane; terminal bouton; synaptobrevin 2-SNAP-25-syntaxin-1a complex. Gene Ontology annotation, molecular function: soluble NSF attachment protein activity; syntaxin binding.